This is a messenger RNA of Sycon ciliatum, 931 nucleotides long. RefSeq names its product lysine-specific demethylase 2B-like. Gene Ontology annotation, molecular function: transcription coregulator activity; histone demethylase activity. Gene Ontology annotation, biological process: regulation of transcription by RNA polymerase II; protein demethylation. The record is from RefSeq and is a predicted model, not a curated record. Lineage: Eukaryota; Metazoa; Porifera; Calcarea; Leucosolenida; Sycettidae. Bases 136 to 906 code for a protein of 256 amino acids. The transcript is spliced from 3 exons.
UUUAUUUUCGUUCUACUCGACAAUUCCAAAAAUCAGUGCCAUUGGCUUUAGCUUUGCCCUUGAACUUGAAAUCUCGUGCCUUAUUCUUUCCUGGGGACUGGUGUUGGAUAUUGAACGGGCGGAGUUACCGCCGGGAUGAUGGAUGAAGGAGAUGAUGGCCUAAACUUGGCUGCGCGCAUUCUCAUUUUCGCGUGGCCUGCCACUAGUGUUUCGCAGAUUCACAAAGGGUGUCACAGGCAUAGCUGGAGGAAGAAAGGCUGGAUUCAUGCAGUUCACACUCCUGUGGAUUCGCUAGUGUUUGGUGGAAACUUUCUGCACAGUUUCAACAUAAGCGGUCAGCUUGCCGUGGCGGACAUUGAAGAAACUACUAAGGUUCCGCAGAAGCUCCGCUUUCCCUUCUUCACGCAGCUCAUGUGGUACGCACUGGACAAGUACGCGCACUCUCUGCGUUACUACCUGGAACAGUUUCACGGGUACAAGCCUGAUGACAGUACCACCAUCACACCCACUGGCACCAUCGUCAUGGACACCAUCGUCAUGGACGCCAUAGAUACUGUGGACAACACCAUCGACAUUGCAAUGGACACCACCAUUGACACUGCCAUGGACACAAGUACUAGCGGCAAGGAGAAAGAAGAGAGCGAUACUUCCCACACUGCUACAACUACUGCUGAUGCUACCGAGCCGAGUGAUGCGAAGUGUGAGACCGAGAGCGUUGCAACACCAGAGCCACCUGUUGCCGACGCCACCCCGGCAAAGUCCACACGCGUUGAGAAAGCGCACGUUUCCGACAGCCCGUCCUCCGCUAGUCCCAGAAUGCGGCGUCGCAAGGCUGCAAUCGCCGCGGCCGCCGCCAUUUCUAUCUUGUAUCUUGCAGGUAUAUCAUCUCGUGAUGACCACAUUUAAAGGGGAAGUUAAGGCAAAAAUUAAA